AUUUUUUUCCAUUUAUGCCCUUUUCGAUUACGGAGCGGUGCGAGUAUCUGUUCCUUUGUCCACUUUACCUGUCAUUCCCUGUCUGUCCAUAUCUCUCGUCAGGUCCUUUCUCUCUCUGCUUCGUAUUUUCUGCAUUUAACAAGUAGGCUGCUCGAGACCGUCCGGCAGGCGGCGCUGAUGUGCGAAUCCGGUCUCCGAGUCUCCGUUCAGCGGCAGAGAAGAAGGCACUGCGGGAGAAGGGCACCGCGAUGGCGGCCUCCAUUAGACUCGGGCGGAGGAGCGUUUUCGUCGCUCUGAGAGCCAUAAAACCGAAUAAGCUGACAGCUCAGAACAGACUAAUAAUUCAGAAUAAAUGUCAGCGGGCGGCGGGCUGGACCGGAAGCGGCUUCAGACACCUGUUUGUGUCUCCGUCAGUGUGCGCAGGGGUCGCUCCUCUGAAGGUGCAGAUGCCAGCGCUCUCGCCCACCAUGGAGGAGGGCAACAUUGUCAAAUGGCUGAAGAAAGAAGGUGAUGAAGUGGCCGCAGGUGACGCUCUCUGUGAGAUUGAGACGGAUAAAGCUGUGGUGAUCAUGGAGUCCAGUGAUGAUGGAAUCCUUGCUAAAAUACUUGUGCAGGAGGGCAGUCGAGGUGUGCGUUUGGGAACUCUCAUCGCGCUCAUGGUCAGUGAAGGCGAAGACUGGAAACAGGUGGAGGUUCCGGCGCUUGAGGCCGCGACGCCCGCCGCAGCCCCGCCCACUGCCGCUGACCCCGCCCCUCCUCUGGCGGCUUCAGCGCUCAAACAAUUGCGUUUGAGUCCAGCUGCAAGACACAUUUUGGACACUCAUGGUUUGGAUCCUCAUCUGGCAAAAGCUACAGGUCCACGCGGCCUCAUCACUAAAGAAGACGCUCUGAAGCUGUUGGAUCAGAGUGAUAAAGGCCGUCCGGCUCCUCCGGCAGCUGCGCUCGCUCCUCCUGCUCCUCCUGCUCCCCCUGCCCCGCUCACGGUCGCUCCACCCGUCGCCCCGAGCACCGGCCGCCCCACCUUCCCCCCCGUGUCUGUGCCCGGAAAACCCGGAACGCCGGGCACGUUCACCGAGAUCCCGGCCUCUAACGUGAGGAGAGUCAUUGCGCAGAGACUGACGCAGUCCAAGAGCACCAUACCUCACGCGUACGCUUCGGUCGACUGUGACCUCGGGGCCGUCAUGAAGCUCCGAAAACAGCUGGCCACAGAGAACGUCAAGGUGUCGGUCAACGAUUUCAUCAUCAAAGCGGCUGCUGUGUCACUCAGAGAGAUGCCGGAGGUGAAUGUGAUGUGGUCUGGUGACGGGCCGCAGGCUCUCGACUUCAUCCACAUCUCGAUGGCCGUGGCCACACCGCGGGGCCUCAUGACGCCCAUCAUCAAAGAUGCCGCUAACAAAGGGCUGCAGGAGAUCGCCGCCACCGCAAAGGCUCUGGCGCAGAAGGCGCGGGACGGGAAACUGUUACCAGAGGAGUAUCAGGGAGGAUCCUUCAGUAUCUCCAACCUGGGCAUGCUUGGCAUCAGUGAGUUCAGCGCGGUCAUAAAUCCUCCUCAGGCGUGCAUCUUAGCCGUGGGCGGCACCAGGGCCGAACUGAGGUUGGCCCCCCAGAGCCCAGAUGGGCCCGUUCUCCGCACUCAGCAGCUGAUAACUGUGACUUUGUCUAGCGACGGGCGUCUGGUGGAUGACGAACUCGCCUCGCGCUUUCUGGAAAAAUUUCGCACGAACCUAGAGCAGCCUCAGCGCGCCGGUCUGCCGUAGAGAGGGGAAACGGUGAAUGCGCUCUGGUGUUAUGGGGCUUCUCUUAUACGUGCUAUUUAUUUGUUAAGAUGUACAUAGACAAGAGACUCAAGGUCUUUUGAAGGCCUAGGUCAACUAAUACUAUCAUUUGCAGCACAUGGAAAGGAACGUUCUGGUUAUUUUGCGACGGAGAAGCGUUCGGUGUAGUGCGUGAAAGUAAACCUACUGAUAAUCACAUGGCAAUGUUAAAGCACCUUUGUAGUAGACAACAUCUGUCACCUGAAUUAUCAAAUCAUUCUUCCAAGCCAUUACAUCAUGUUAGGACACUAUUUGCCAAAUAAUCCAAUAAACUCAUGUCUUCUGCUGUACUGAA
Messenger RNA from Labeo rohita (rohu), 2109 nucleotides. It is a transcript of the gene pdhx, whose product is annotated as pyruvate dehydrogenase complex component X. The record is from RefSeq and is a predicted model, not a curated record. NCBI's taxonomy places the organism in Eukaryota, Metazoa, Chordata, Actinopteri, Cypriniformes, Cyprinidae. Gene Ontology annotation, molecular function: acyltransferase activity. The transcript has 11 exons. Bases 249 to 1757 code for a protein of 502 amino acids. Gene Ontology annotation, cellular component: pyruvate dehydrogenase complex; mitochondrion. Gene Ontology annotation, biological process: pyruvate decarboxylation to acetyl-CoA.